AACGAUUGGUUUAAUGUAAACGAUGCGGCAACUGGUAAAUUACGAAUGAGCUGCAUAUGGAAGCCGAUACCAAUCGAAGAUAGUUUGGACACUGGCGUAGGAGCUUAUGUUGACCCAAUUGGUGUUAUUAGAGUCCAUACCAAGAAAGCCGUUGGCCUCAAAUCCUCGGGACCACUUGGAGGAAAAUGCGAUCCAUAUGUCGUCCUUAAACUCAACAACAUUUUCCGUGGCAGAACCGAAAUGAUUUUGGAUACUUGCAAUCCCGAAUGGAAUGACGAGAUAUUCUACAUACCUGUGCAUUCUAUAAGGGAAAUCAUCAAUUUAACAGUCUGGGAUUAUGAAAAUGCCGGUAAAGAUAAGCUAGUUGGAUCGACGGAAUUCAAGGUGGGGCAAUUAUUUAAGCAAAACGAAGACGGCAUGUACUCCCCUACGGAAACUCUUGAUACGUCUUUCACCUUAAGUCACAACGGAGAAAAUAGGGGACACCUGUUCUUCACAGCCAGCUAUCAUCCGACGGUACAAACGCCGAAGGUUAUAGCUGAAAAGGAAGGUGACGUCGAGAUACCGGAGGUUAUUUCAGAGGAAGGCAAAGGAGAUGCCGUUGAAGUGUCAAAUGUCGUCGAGGAGAAAAAGGUUGCCGAAGUACCAAAUGUUACUAUUAAUGAACCCGAAUGUCAAAGUGGGAUUCUAAUUGUCAACCUUAAGAAAGCUACAUUGGAGAAGAGAGGUGCCCUUGUUGAUGUUAUUGUUGAUAAUGCGUUAUUCCCCUCCUUUACCUCAAACAGUUCUAAGACCCAAAAUCCUGAAUGGAAUCAAGAAUCAAUAGGAGAGCCGGGAGCUCUAAGAUUGACGAUCAUCGAGGCCAAAGAUUUGAUCGCAGCCGAUAGUGGGG
This is a messenger RNA of Acaulospora colombiana, 892 nucleotides long. The record is from the annotation of a GenBank genome assembly. NCBI's taxonomy places the organism in Eukaryota, Fungi, Glomeromycota, Glomeromycetes, Diversisporales, Acaulosporaceae.